Messenger RNA from Bursaphelenchus xylophilus (pine wood nematode), 726 nucleotides. Lineage: Eukaryota; Metazoa; Nematoda; Chromadorea; Rhabditida; Aphelenchoididae. The record is from the annotation of a GenBank genome assembly.
AUGACUGCCAUCGGAGUUCCUAUCAAGAUUUUGCAUGAAGCCGAGGGCCACAUUAUUACCCUAGAAACUGCAACGGGUAAGUUUUCCCUUUGAAGCGUCGUUGCGCUACUGGCUUAUGAAUUAUUAUAUAUUGUAUUGUUUUAGGUGAGGUAUAUCGAGGAAAGUUGGUUGAGGCUGAAGACAACAUGAACUGUCAAAUGACUGAUAUUACCGUUACCCUCAGAGAUGGAAGGUCUCAAACUUUGGAUAACGCCAUGAUUCGUGGAUCUCAAGUGAGUGCCUGAUUGUUUUUUUUUCAUUCUUUAGACUUCUUAUGCUUUCUACAGUAUGAGAAUAAUGUAUAUUUUUCGUGGACCAAGAUGUUCUUAUCGUUAGAAUUGCGGGCUUGUAAUAUAGGCUGAAAAAAAAUUCUUCUAUAGAAUUUCUAUAGUAUUGUGGAAAGCCUUGGAAUAUUCGAUUAGGGACAACAUUUCGGUUUAUGGGCUUAAAAUGAAAUAAGUUUAUCCUUAAAUUCUUCAGAUUCGCUUUGUUAUUCUCCCGGAUAUGUUGAAGAACGCUCCGAUGUUCAAGAAUAUCGGUCGAGCACAAAAAGGAGCUAUUGGAAUGGGUCAAGGAGGGAUUCAACCACCAACUCGAGGUCGUGGCGGUGCCUUCAGAGCUCGAGGCGGCCGAGGAGGGGGCGGUCCCCCACGUGGAGGUCCAAUGAGAGGUGGCUUCCGGGCCUAG